Messenger RNA from Pelobates fuscus (common spadefoot toad), 1569 nucleotides. Its product is annotated as NACHT, LRR and PYD domains-containing protein 12-like. Lineage: Eukaryota; Metazoa; Chordata; Amphibia; Anura; Pelobatidae. The record is from RefSeq and is a predicted model, not a curated record. The transcript is spliced from 6 exons. Bases 1 to 1569 code for a protein of 522 amino acids.
AUGCGCCUUAUGUCUCCAAUACUUAUCUAUGAGAUGUCUCGGGAUGCAGAAUGCUUGCUCCAGGUCAAGGCCUCUCGGUUGAAAUUAACCGACUGGCUAGAAAAUAAUCCUCUCGUGGUCCUCAGGUGGCUCCAUGCUAAUGGAACUCUACCGCAAGAUAAAUAUUUUUUUCUCCUGGGUAGAAAUCCACAGAGAAACCAAGUGAUCUCUCUCUUGGAAACUGUGACCCAAGAUGCGGAAAUUUGCAAAGCAUUCGUUCAUGUGCUGCAGCAAGUACAGGAAUAUUACUGCCCGGAUUUACAUAACUGGCUGAAGGAUAACUUUCCAGUCUAUAUCAAGGAGUCUACUGGUCCAAUGGAAAAAGAGAAGACCAGUAGAAGGAGUGCCUUCGGUUGGUUUAAAAAGAAGAUAACAAAGGAAAAUACAUAUAAAUGUAAUCAUCCAGGCCAAAAAAUAAAUUCAAUCACCACAAGGCACCUGAAAGAAUCUCUGCGGGAUCACAAGCAUUCUCUUUUGAAGCAAAAUGUUAAAGUUCAAGGGAACAUUGGAACUUCCUGCACUUCCUGUGAAAUAUUUGAAAUUCAAUACACCGAGCUCUUCAUCACCGAUGAGGACCAGAAUGAAGCUCCAAACCAGCAUGAAUACUUUACAUUAGCCAAUCGUCGGGCUCGGAUCUAUGAGCACAACAAACAUAAAAAAAUCAAGCUGACUGAUAUUAUUUCCCCAAACAAUCCAGAAUGCAGGGAGCCACGCAAGGUGCUGAUAACUGGGAUAGCUGGCAUUGGCAAGAGCUUCGCAGUGAGGAGGAUUAUGCACGAGUGGGCAAUGGGAAUGGCUUUCAAAAAUGUCUCCUGUGCAAUGAAUUUUGCAUUGCGUGAGCUCAACUUAAUAGAAGGCCCAGUCAGCUUUCUUGACUUAGUCACACGAAACCAUAUUCAUCUUCAAGGUGUAUUAGAGGAACUGUGUAAGGAUCCUACAGACCUAUUGGUCAUAUUAGAUGGACUAGAUGAAUUCAAACACCCAAUCAACAAAGGAAAGAAGGUUGAUACCAUCACUGAACGGGUUCCUAUUCAAGAUCUGGUAUAUAGCCUCAUCAAUGGAACAUUACUGUCCAGAGCAUUUGUUGUGGUAACUAGCAGGCCCCACACAACCACUUCUUUGGUCAUGUUUGACCGAAAAGUGGUUAUCCUUGGUUUUGAUGAAAAGCAUGUGAACAAUUUCUGCUUGAGGUUCUUCAGAAACAGCGAACUAUCUGAGAAAGUCUACCAGUACAUCAUGCAGAAUGAUAACCUUUCCGGUUUGUCAUUUAUUCCACUCUACUGCUUCAUCAUCUGCACGGCACUCAAAGGCUUCUUCUCGAACAUCCCAGAGCCCUGCUCCACUGGCAAACCACCACAAACUAUGACUGAGGUUUAUUCCUGCUAUCUGUGUACCACCAUGCAUCAUCGCACAAAUACAGAGACAUCCAAAGCAAAUAAUACUAAGCAGGAGCCCACUGUACUCUGCACUGAGGCAACUCUUGCAGAAAUGAAAGGCAUUCUUUGCCAACCUCAAAAGAUUUGGGUUUGA